Aedes albopictus (Asian tiger mosquito) is the source of this 808-nucleotide messenger RNA. RefSeq names its product general odorant-binding protein 67. The coding region runs from base 140 to 718 and encodes 192 amino acids. The transcript has 4 exons. Gene Ontology annotation, molecular function: odorant binding. Lineage: Eukaryota; Metazoa; Arthropoda; Insecta; Diptera; Culicidae. The record is from RefSeq and is a predicted model, not a curated record.
GGUUCCAAUUUCACGGUCAGUGACUCUGAAGCGGAAAGUGGGCUUAAAAGCUACUGCGCAGCGUUCAGCCAAGCAGACGAAGAACAGUUCUGUUCCUCUGUUCAGCAACACGCGAACUAUCAGCAUUUACUUUGCCAACAUGAAGCUCAACCUGGCGCUAGCUGCUUUGAUUGGAAUGGUUGCCAUGGUUCAUGGUCAACAAAUCAACCAGGAGUGCUUCAACCGACCCAACGAGAAGAACCCGAUGGAAUGUUGCAGAGCCCCGAACAUAAUGCCUCCGCGGGAAGAGCUUCUCACCUGUAUGCAGAAGUUCCCGAAGCCAAGUGGUCCACCAACUCCGGGUAGUCCGCCACCAGGCCACAAUUGUAUGGCAGAGUGCAUGCUAGAACAGCAGGGAAUCAUGACCAAUGGGGCGAUCAGCAAGGAUGCGGCUACUAGUAAAUUGGUAGCCCUGGUGGGCUCAUCAGCCGAUUGGCAAACAGUUGCCAAAAAGUCCAUCGAUACGUGCUACCAACAGGUGUCUUCCUCGGGAGGACAGAAGGACAGUCUCGGAUGCAGUGUUAUGGCCGGUAGCUUCAUGGAAUGUCUGCCCUCGAUGAUGUUCACGAACUGUCCAUCUUCGUCUUGGACCGCCAGUGCUGAAUGUGAACAGCUGAAGGCACAUCUGCAGAAGGGAUGCCCAUUGAUGACACUGUUCAAGGGACACCCACCACAUUAGGAUGAGCUGCUACAAAACUGGGAACUACUGGUGAAUUGAUGGUUGAAAUGAACUAAAUUUUGAGACAUAAAAAAUGCAUUUUUUGUUGUU